AUGGACCUCCCGGAUGUUCUCUCCGCCGCCUUCCUCGUCGCGGUGGCUCUCGUCUCGCUCCUCUCCAACGCGCUGGUGCUGCUCUGCUUCCUCCACAGCACCGAGAUCCGCCGCCAAGUCCCCGGCGUCUUCGUCAUGAACUUGUCUCUCUGCAACAUCCUGAUCGCCCUGCUCAACAUGCCCGCCACCACCGCCGGCAUCCUUCGGCGUCAGCAGCCCUUCGGGGACCGCUGGUGCAGCACGGUGAGCUUCAUGGACACCUUCCUCACCACCAAUGCAAUGUUGAGCACGGCGGCGCUCAGCAUCGACCGCUGGAUCGCGGUCGUCUUCCCGCUGAGCUACUCCACCAAAAUGCGCUACAAGGACGCGGCGGUGAUGGUGUGCUACUCCUGGAUGCACUCCUUCACCUUCUCCCUCACGGCGCUGCUCUUCUCCUGGCUGCGCUACAGCGACGCCUUUGCGUCGUGCACCCUGCAAAGAGGCGGCGGCGACCGGCUGAAGUUCGCCGUCUUCACCGCGGUCUUCCACGCCGGAAGUUUCGCGCUGUCGCUGCUCACGCUGUGCGUCACCUACCUGAAAGUGCUCCAGGUGGCCAGGUUCCACUGCAAGAGGAUCGACGUGAUCACCAUGCAGACCCUGUUCCUGCUGGUGGACGUCCACCCGAGAGUGAAGCAGCGAUGUGUUGCGGAGCAAAAGAGGCGGAAACUGAGAGCCACCAAGAAGAUCAGCAUCUUUAUCGGCUCCUUCCUUGUCUGCUUUGCUCCCUACGUGAUCACCAGGUUAGCGGAGCUCCUCCCCUUUGUGGACGUUAACCGUCGCUGGGGCAUCAUCAGCAAGUGCCUGACGUACAGCAAGGCCGCCUCAGACCCCUUCGCCUACUCCCUCUUGCGCCAGCAGUACAAGAAGGUAGCGAUUCGUGUCUUCAACCGCCUGCUCCGUCGCAACCUCCCGUCAUCGGACCAUAACAACUCGCUGGACACGGAGAGCGACUAUUGCCUGCAGAGGGUCAGCUAG
Entelurus aequoreus (snake pipefish) is the source of this 1014-nucleotide messenger RNA. RefSeq names its product G protein-coupled receptor 78b (gene gpr78b). The transcript has 3 exons. Lineage: Eukaryota; Metazoa; Chordata; Actinopteri; Syngnathiformes; Syngnathidae. The record is from RefSeq and is a predicted model, not a curated record. Gene Ontology annotation, biological process: adenylate cyclase-activating G protein-coupled receptor signaling pathway. The coding region runs from base 1 to 1014 and encodes 337 amino acids. Gene Ontology annotation, molecular function: G protein-coupled receptor activity. Gene Ontology annotation, cellular component: membrane.